Messenger RNA from Haliotis rubra (blacklip abalone), 12273 nucleotides. Its product is annotated as plexin-A2-like. NCBI's taxonomy places the organism in Eukaryota, Metazoa, Mollusca, Gastropoda, Lepetellida, Haliotidae. The record is from RefSeq and is a predicted model, not a curated record. Gene Ontology annotation, molecular function: semaphorin receptor activity; protein binding. Gene Ontology annotation, cellular component: semaphorin receptor complex. Gene Ontology annotation, biological process: negative regulation of cell adhesion; semaphorin-plexin signaling pathway involved in axon guidance; regulation of cell shape.
GCAGGUUAUAUGCGAUUGAGAGUAAGGACGUACUGUACCCAUACAGAUAGUUGGAAACUUUAUAUUGUCGGUUUAGAUGAGAUGGUGAGAGGUCAAGGACAACCAUGACCCCCUGGCGAGUGCUUGUGGCAGUGACAAUUAUUUGUGUCAUUUGCCCGUGUGUUGAACUAUCAGCAGUCCGAUAUGAGGUGGCCAGAUUUGAGGGUAAUGAAGUUUUCAACCACCUUGUUUGGAACAGAGAAACCCAAACAAUCUACAUUGGGGCUGUGAACGUGAUAUACAAACUUGAUCAAGAUCUUAAUAAGCUGACAAAUGAAACCACAGGACCAAAGGAAGACAAUCCAAAUUGUCCGCCUCUUAUAUCUGAAAAUAUCUCAAAGUGUUCGCUGAAGAGAACCAGAACUGAUGCAUUCAACAAAAUUUUGGUAAUUGACUACACCCACCAACGUCUGAUAGCCUGCUUUAACCUCUACCAUGGCUACUGCGAGAAAUACCACCUUGAUGACAUUAAGAUGAAGGACGACAUCCAGCAUAUCCCGAUUGUAUCCAAUAUGAUCAAUGCUUCGUCUUUUGCCUUUAUUGCUCCGGGACCUGCCAAGGAACCAGGUGGUAUUCAGGAGGAAGUUUUGUAUGUUAGUGCCACCUGGUCCACUCAGGGUCUUAAGGUAUACCGCGACCAGGUGCCGGCAUUUGCCAGUCGAAAUUUGGACACUUUCCGACUUGGGAUCAAGAACUUCCGAAAAUCAAGAAUCGAGAUUGAGUCACAACAGCGUGACACUUUUCCCGUUCGAUAUAUUUACGGAUUUGGAUCAGGCAAAUUCAGUUAUAUGUUAACAGUCCAGAAACAAGGAGCCCAACUGGAUAAUUUUAUCUCCAAAAUAUUCCGAGUGUGUCAAAACGAUGCUGCAUUUUACUCGUACACGGAAGUAGAGCUGAAGUGCAUGCACCAGCAGACCCACUACAACAUCCUUCGUGCCGCCUAUGUUGGCAAGGCAGGGAAGAACCUGGCCCAGGGACUGAACAUACCCACCGUGGAAGACGUCUUGUACGCAGUGUUUUCUCUGGGGGAUAGUAAUGCCGACACAGCUCUGUGUGUCUAUCCAAUGAGGGAAGUACAUAAGUCAUUCACGGAAAACAUUCAGUCAUGUUUCCAAGGCAUUGGAAACACAGGACCCGACCAUAUUGUUGGAUCAGGAACAUGCGUAAAAGCGAAUUUCAACAUUACUGAUGACUACUGCGGUGAACACGACAUCAACAACCCCAUCGACGGCAACAAACCGAUCACCGCAGAUGCCGCGCUGCGAUUUGGCUCACAUACGAAUGUGACGGCUAUUACUGUCGCCAUAACCCACGAUUACACUGUAGCAUUCGUGGGGACGAGUAGAGGAAAUAUAAUUAAGGUGACUAUAGAGAAUAGAAAGGUAGCAUCUGUAUACGACAACGUCACUGUGCAGGAAGGAAGUAGGGUCAACGCCGACAUCCGCAUGGAUGAUCAGAAGCUUCACCUUUACAUCAUGACAGAGAAAAGGCUGACCAAACUGAAGGUCCAGGAAUGCAGUCAGUACAAAACCUGUGGUGAAUGUCUAGGUGCCAAGGACCCCUACUGUGGCUGGUGCUCCCUGGAGAACAAGAUUAAUAUGUGCAGCCGCCAGGAUGAGUGCAAGGCCUAUGAGAUGACGAUGCGAUGGUUGCCCUACAGUGGACAGCAGUGCACCAACAUUACUCGUGUCGUCCCAGACAAAAUACAGAAAGACCACUCCUCCAAGACACACACACUGCAGUUGCACAUUGAAAACCUCCCCGACUUUCCUGGUCAGUACGAGUGUGCCUUCAGCCAUGACAUGCGUUUUGUUCCGAUUAUCACGAUCGCCAACAAGACAAUGAACUCUGGGAAGAACACUGGAGUAACAUGUCAGACGCCACUACCCAACCAGCUCCCCAUGGUUCCUACAGGACAAGAUCACAUUGUGAUGCGUUUGUCUGUGAGAAUGAACCAGCAGGACUUUGUGUCAACAGACUUCACGUUCUUUGACUGCAGCCUCCACAACUCAUGCACCAGCUGUACCCAGAGUGACUUCCCCUGUACGUGGUGUAUCAAAGGCCACAUUUGCAGCAACAUUGUAACUGAUGACUGUCGUCGUAACGAAACACUAGUUACUGGCAAAGCUGUCCGAGGAACUACUCGGCGUCCUGGGCCAAAGACAUGUCCAAGGAUAGAGAUGAUCAGCGAUCCACGAGAUCCUCAAAUUCUUGUUGCUGCCAAUACUGACACUGGUAUUGAGGUCAGGGGUCUGCAUCUUGAGGCUUACCAGAUUGGAGGAACCGGCCUCAAGUGUAACUUCAACUUCAAGUCCGGCAUGACUGUUCCAGCAACUGUACUACCUUCCCGUGAUAACACAUUUAUUAUCAAGUGUCAGAAUCUGAACUUCAACUACUUUCCGAAUGUGAGCUACCAGAACGUGCCGUUCAACAUCAUGUGGGAGAACAUCAAGGCUCUGGACAACCCUUCCAACAUCCAGGUGACGAUGUACAAGUGUCACGUGAUGGCGGAGUCUUGUGGGUCGUGCCUGACCCAGGAUGAGAAGUACAAGUGUGGGUGGUGUCAGGACAAAGAACACUGCACCACUGAACCGGAGUGUAGCAGCAGACCCUACAGUGACUGGCUAGGGCAUCAGUUAACUUGUCGCAACCCCAAAAUAGAAACAAUAUCCCCCCAGUCUGGGCCUCUGGAAGGUGGAACCCUGUUGACCAUUGUGGGAGAAAACUUGGGCAAGAAGAAAGAUGACCUGCACGUGACCAUCGGGCCGUUGGUGAACUGUGUCAUCAAGGAAUAUGUGGCACCCAGACAGAUUAUUUGUGAGACAGGUCCUGUGGUUGUAGAACAACAGCACAGGGUCAAGGUCAAAAUUGCCAAUGAAUAUGAAUCAACAUCAGCAAGCAUCUUCAGAUAUGUGCUUCCGAAAGUAACUGACAUCAACCCUGAUUAUGGGCCUCGCUCCGGUGGAACCAGGGUGACGAUAUCAGGAGAAAACAUGGACGCUGGCACCAAAAAGACUGUAUACAUCAAUUCCCACAUAUGUGAUGUCAUACCAGUGACGUCAAGCCCUAAUCACCUGGUCUGCGAGACUUCCCGCAAAUUGCAAGACUCGGGCCCAAGCCCUGCCACCAUGUUCCCUCCAAAUAGAGUUGUGGUGAAGUUUGACAACCAAAUCAUCAAUGCUGAUCAUAAGAUCCGAUAUGCCUAUGUUCCUGAUCCUGAUGUCACUUCCAUCAACCCUAAAAAAGCCAUUCGAAGUGGCGGUUUACGCAUCACUGUUCGAGGAAGCUAUUUCACCAAUGUGCAGAGCCCAAAGAUGCUGCUUGGACACAACAACGAGGUCUUUGAUAGCAUUUGUGACAGAAAGACAGACACAACAUUGGUCUGCUACUCUCCAAUGGUGGAGACCCUAGCCCCAACACUGAGUGACGAUGUUGAUCACGUUGAUGUGUCGUAUGGAUUCAAGAUGGACGGUGUUGAGAACGUCAUGAACCUGACUGGCCGCAGCAUGGAGGUAUAUGGAGUGUUCACCCUCUAUCCAGACCCUGUGUUUGAGAAGUUCAAGAAUGGAAUGAAGUCCCACCAGAAGAAGACAGAGUUUCUGACAAUAGGGGGAAGUAACCUGAACCCAGCCAUCCCCAAGGAGGACGUCACUGUCCACAUCGGCACUGGCCUCUGCAACGUCACCUCCAUCGCUGCCACUCAACUCACAUGCCGACCACCCAAAAGCCAACCACAGUCCAAGAAGGGAAAUGACAUUCCAGAAGUUGUGGUGAUUGUCGGCCAGAACUUGACAUUCAGCAUCGGCCGUCUCAAGUACGAGGAAGCGGAGAUGUUGACGCUACCAGCAAUUAUCGGUAUUGCAGUUGGUGCCGGUGUACUGGUGCUUUUGGUCAUUAUCGUCAUUAUCGCCUACCAAGUGAAGUCACGGCGUAGCAACGAUAUGAUGAAGAAAAUGAGGAUUCAGAUGGACUCGCUAGAGGCUCGAGUUGCCAACGAGUGCAAGGAAGCCUUUGCGGAACUUCAAACCGACAUGACAGAGCUGACCAGUGACUUGUACGGCCAGGUGUCGAUACCGUUCUGGGACUACAGAACCUAUUGUAUGAAGGUCCUGUUCCCUGGGGUAGAAAACCACUCUGUUAUCAAGGAGCUGCAGGUUGGCUAUCGACGAAACCAGGAAGAUGUAGAACGAGGAUUGGCUCUCUUCUUUCAACUCAUGAGCAACAAGACAUUUCUCCUCAUUUUUAUCCGGACUCUUGAAUCCAGUAAAACAUUCCAGCUCCGAGAUCGUGUGAAUGUAGCAUCUCUCAUCACCGUUGCUCUUCAAACCAAAAUGGAAUAUGCUACUGAUAUACUGAAAACUUUGCUAGCAGACCUGAUAGAAAAGUCAGUAGAGGGUAAAAAUCACCCCAAGUUGUUACUGAGAAGGAAUGAAUCGGUUGCUGAGAAGAUGUUGACUAACUGGUUCUCUUUCCUCUUAUACAAAUUCUUGAAGGAAUGUGCGGGAGAGCCCCUAUUCAUGUUGUACCAGGCUAUAAAACAGCAGGUGUCUAAGGGUCCAGUCGACUCGGUGACCAGCGAAGCCAGAUACUCCUUGUCCGAGGAUAAACUCAUCAGACAGCAGAUUAACUAUAAGAUCAUGACCUUGAAUGUGCUGGAUAUGGACAGCUAUGCGGAGCAGAAACAGACGCACACGGUCAAAGUCCUCGACUGCGACACAAUCUCACAGAUCAAAGAGAAGAUACUUGAUGCAAUGUAUAAAAAUGCUCCGUUCAGCAGUCGACCGGCCAAAGAAGAUUUAGAUUUGGAAUGGCUCUGCCAUGAAAAAUCUCGACAGCUGAUUCUUCAUGACGAGGACACAUCGUCGAAAACGGAGAGUGACUGUAAGAGAUUGAAUACUCUCAACCACUAUCAGGUUCCUGAUGGAGCAUACGUGGCCAUUGUACCCAAACAGGAUUCCGUGUACAACUCUUCUAUCAUAUCAGAUAAAUCAAACAAGUUUGACCAAAUGCCAUUCAAUCGGAGCCCACCGAUGAGCCGCACUGUGAUAUCCCCUCAGUCUGUUACUGUUGACUUUGACAACAAUGGAGUCAAGUUCUACCAUUUAGUGCGUCACCAUGACACUGAUCCCCAGAAGGAGGGUGACCGUGGGAGUAAGAUGGUGACAGAAAUCUACCUGCCCAGAUUGCUCGUUACAAAGGGCACACUCCAGCAGUUUGUGGAUGACUUGUUCGAGCGUAUAUUCAGCACAGCACACCGUGGUUCCGCACUGCCACUGGCCAUCAAAUAUAUGUUCGACUUCCUGGACGACCAGGCUCUGCUUCACAACAUACAGGAGCAUGAGACAGUCCACACGUGGAAAUCCAACAGUCUACCUCUUCGUUUCUGGGUAAACGUGAUCAAGAACCCCAACUUUGUUUUCGAUAUCUACAAGUCUCCGAUUGUGGACUCGUGUUUGACAGUGGUCGGACAGACGUUCAUGGACUCCUGCUCUGUCAGUGAACACAGAUUGGGCAAAGACUCUCCUUCCAGUAAACUACUCUAUGCCAAAGAUAUCCCCAAAUACAAGAAAUGGGUGGAGAGGUACUACCAAGACAUCAAAAUGAUGCCUGCCAUCAGUGAUCAAGACAUGACGGCCAUGUUGACUGAGGAAUCACGGUUACAUCAAGGAGAAUUCAACACGAACGCGGCUCUCAUGGAACUGUAUAAGUACAUACAGAAAUACUAUGAAGAGAUCAUGUUUGCCCUAGAAGAGGAUGAGUUUGCAAGGAGGAGUAAACUGGGCAUUAAACUGGAGCAGGUUCAAACCGUAAUGGAAGGAGAUGCAGUCUGCUAGUUCCUCCCACUGUGCCACCAGGUCCCAGGACCAAUCUCUUCCUCUCCCUUCACAUGCGUGGGUCACUCAACUCGGUGCUCUCGCUGCUCUGGGAGAUCAUGUCAGAGUUAUCUCCCUUUCUUGGUGCUGCAGACGUCUAUGCACAUUUAGUUUGAUGUUGCCUUUCUGACUGAAUUGUCUUCGGAAAUAAUUAAUGGAGCAGUAUUUCAUUCUGAUUAUUUCAUCAGCUGACCAUCGUGGAUAUAUGCUUGUUUCAGUUUGGAUCGAAGCCAGUGAGGUGUUUUUUUAUUAGAACUCCCAGCUGAGACACUGGUGCUUUUUUUAAAACUAGACCUCCAGGCGCUUGUGCACAACAAUAUGUUGAUAUAUUCCCAGUGACAAGUGUGAACAAGAAUUUGUGUGACUUUGAAAGACAAUCAGUGCUGAAAACACACAUUGUUGACAACAAACUGAGUCUCUGGCAGUGUUCUGUGUUACAAUAAUGGCCAAUAUCAUGGCCUUGGAUCAGGAUAUAUAGGAGCUAGUCAUGUGACCAAAUUGGUCCGGUAUAACAUCAUUAGGUGAUAUCCGACAAUGAUAUAUCAUGAAUUGUUUGACCUACACUGAUGAUUGUGUAGAAGCGACAGCUAACUGUGCUAUAAUCACCCACUGAUGUAGACUUCAUACCUUGUACAUUACCAUUGCCUUUAAACAGCACAUAUGAAUAAUAACCUUUUAGUCUGCAAUAACAUACUUAAGAAGAAUGGCAAUUGCUCAUGAGAUUUCUAGACUUAUGCUCAAAACAAUAGAAUCUUAUAGCUGCUUAUUUUCAUGGAAAUGUUUUGAAAAUAUGUUUGCACGUAUCCUAGUAGAUAUGCCACAAUUCAAGUGCCAAGUAAUUUGGGGGAUUAUCAUUCCUGUAGGGUGCUUGCAGACAGUUGGCUCUGCAGGUGAAACUCAACAUGUUGUAUUUGAUAACUUUUGACAGUCUGUCCUUCCAAUGUAAACUAUGAGCUUUAUUCAUAUUGUUAUAUAUACAAGUGCAUUCAUAAUACUCAGACUUAUUACCAUCUUGUUGUCACUUUCCUGUACCAUUGUUCUCAGAAAUUUUUUAACAUUUUGGAAUCUCAGAGUUUGUUCUGUGGAAUAAGGUACCAUAUUUUAAAGAUCACCAUUUUUGCAUGAAAAUAUGUUAAAUACUUGAAGAUUUGUUUUGUCAGUCAUGGGAAUUUUAACACCAACAGAGGAAUUCGAUAAAUUUUGGUAUUGUCAGAGCAAAUAGAAGCUUUUUCUUAGUAAUGGUUGUCAUGGUAACCUUGGAACUUCCAUGAACAGCUCAUUGUCUUUCAAGCUUUGGUUUACGCAAAGCUGUUUCCCAUGAUGCACAGUGAAAUAGUGCCUUUUUUGGCCAACAGGUGGAGUUGCAAUCUACAGGGGGAAAAACAAACAGAUAAGGUGUUGGCCUUUCUUAUGCUUGAUGUGUUUACGUUUAUGACUUUUCCUCAUGUAAACAACUGCAAACUUGAAAGUUUCAAUAGUUAAACGGUACAUUGAUGUUUCAUGCUGGAAGAAUGAUUGGUGUAAGAUUUUCAUGUUAUUUUCAGGUGAGAAGUAAAACCUAGUUUAAUCGUUCCUGCAGAAGAGUUUGGGAGCCAUGUUUUAUAACUGUUUACAUGCAGUGUCUUAUGAUGCUCUAUGCAUUGACAAACAUUUAUCAGUUACUGGCCUCUUGGACUGACCCCUUGGACUCAGAAUUAGGGGGCCUCAAAAUAUCUCAUUAGGUUGACUAGCUAUCACCACACCAUACUAUCACACAGCCAUAUUACACUGUGCUACACACUGAACUAAACACUAUUAUCACACUGAACUAAACACUAUUAUCACACUGCUACAUACUAUUAUCACACAGCCCUACCACACUGUACUACACACUAUUGUCCCACUGUACUACACACUAUUAUCACACAGCCAUACCACAAUGUACUACACACUAUUAUCACACAGCAAUAUACUAUUAUCACACAGCCAUACCACACUACUACACACUAUUAUCACGCAGACAUACCACACUGCUACACACUACUACAGAUGGAGAUGUAUUCAUUUACAUUUGACCAUGGUAAAAGAGAAAUAAGUUUUCAUAGCGUAAGUAAUUACGAUUUGAAAAUGUUAGUUGAGGUUUCCUUUUGAUGUGGUACAGGUACAUAAUUGUAUAUUCCAACACUAUAGACAAUAAGUUGCCCCACCUGACAUAGUAGACCACACAAUGAUUGGUCCAUCUGUUUGGACCUGAGAGGACCUGGACCAGAAGCCUUUGAUCUAGGAACAAAGUCAUCAGGGCAGUAACUGAUAAACUCAAAAAUCUUACAAGGGCAAAUCUUUUUGUAACAUUUGUAGUUGAUCAUCCAUGGUGCAUUGGUGUCCAUUACAAGAUCACAGAAGAGCGUUGUUUUUAUGUAAGUUCUUUGUUGAGACCAAGCUGUGCCCAAGAACCAUCGGAGAAUUGAGCUUGAGUUAACACAGACAGGCCUACACUGUUCUACCCUGCUGCCUAUGGCUGGAGUCGGCCAAACUAAAGGAUUCCAUCAAAAUUUGUUACAUUUGAAAAUUGAAUCUCAGUUGAGGAUUCUGUUGAAUUUUUGGAAUGGGUUUGUCUUUAUACUUGGUGGAUCUGAAUAUGUUACUAUAUUUCUAUGGCAUCUAUCAACCAACUGCUGAAAGCUAUGCUGUUAAAGCUCUCUGAUAUUGAAGACAAUCUACAUUUUAGAUGCUAAUGGACACAGUCUUUUUGCUUCAUUUUCAAUAAUCAAGAACUAGCAAAAUUUAGUCAGGAUGAGUAAAACUGAUUCAUUCUUUCCAGGGUAUGUUUGUGUUGAAGAUCCAAGGAGCAUUUUUAUUUUGUGGGUGAAGCAUUGGGUGUAAUUGUUAUCAGUCAUGAAUUUAUAUUACUGAUAACUUGAUAGUGGUGGAGACUAAAAUAUUUGUUUUACAGAAUAUAUAUUGGAUCUUAUAGAUUGUGUAGUUUAGGGAAAAGUGGGGUAGUCCAUUGGUUAAUGCAUUUUCUGGUCUGUCUAGUGGUCUGGGUUCAUUUCUUCACAAGGGGAACAUGAUUUGAAGCUUAAAUUGUUAGCUCCAAAAUUAAGUGUAAGUCACUCACUCACCCACUAUGGCAGGUUAUGGAGGAAUAAAGAGGGGCCCUUAACAUGGGUGAAUUACAGUUACUUGUUCAGGCCUGAUGAAUCCUUGUGGUUGAUACCAUGAGUUCAUGCCAUGGAGACAAUGAAUCAGUUCUGUUCUAAUUUAGCUUGUAUCAGAGAGCUGCCUCGUAUUCAUCUGUAUAUAUUCCAUUGUCAUAGCAACAUGUUUCCAGCACUGUGUUCAAUCAUCUUCAUCAUCAUCAUCAUUGCUGAUAUCUUGGUCAUCAGAUAAAAAUUGGGUCGUCACAGAAUAUUGGUGCCAAAUUUGUAGUGUCAGCUUCUAGGAGAGGGUGGGACACACAGUAGCCAGUCUAGACCAGGGCAAUUUGUUUGAAGUCUGUUCAUUAAUGAACAUUUUUUUUAGAGAAUGUUGUUCAUGUCUUCAGUGGUUAAUCCUGAAGACUGAGACAGCAACAUUCUUUCCCAGGAAUUUGACAAUUUCCACCUCUGAGAAACUUACUGGUCAGUGUCGUCGCUGAGAAUGUCAUUUCACCAGUAAUUUUCUAAAGAUAAUCUUCCAUUAAUGUAACCACUCCCAGUGUUUCCAGACUGUACAGAAGCAAUAUAUUAAUGGCGUUGGUCUAAGAAACAUUAUAGUUUCAAAUGCGAAUGGGGAGGGAUAUAAAGGUAUUAUUAAACCUUGAGGAUCUAUGGGAGAUUUUUCCAUCGAUAAUCACUCAUGAUUACGUUACCAUGACGUUGGAGCUAAUUUUAUCAUUUCUCCUGCGACUCUGUACAAGUAUUAACUGAAGUGAUAAAAUCGCUGGAUAUCAUGGUAGCACCAUUGUUGAUCAUAUCAGAGUUUAUUUUUGUACAUUACCGUUGUCGGCUCGCCUCCACACCCUGGUGGCGCCCCCUAGUGGCGACACGAGCCAUGAAAGGUGUGAUACUUGCUGUACUUCUGUAUAUACAUUUGUUAGCUAUGCAAAUACUGUAAGUAGGAUUUUGUGUGAACACGUUGGUGUAUAUAGCUGCUACCUGUUCGGGAGACAGGGGAAAUGUGUAGAGUUGUUUGUGUUUCUUUGUAUAUACCCUCAUAUGACAAUUGUGUAGGCAUCUGUGGAAAUAUAGACCAAUACUGACUAUAGUAUACAAGCCUACUGAGUAUCGUGAAGGCAUCUGUGAGAAUGUAGGCCAAUAUCUGUAGUGAGUACGAUUCCUGUUGAGUAUUGUGUAGGCGUCUGUGAAAAUAUAGGCCAUUAUCUAUAGUGACUACCAUUCCUAUGGAGUAUUGUGUAGGCAUCUGUAAUAUCAUAGGUCAAUAUCUAUAGUGACUACGAUUCCUGUUGAGUAUUGUGUAGGCAUCUGUGACAAUACAGGCAAAUAUCUGUAGUGACCUCAGUCCUAUGGAGUAUUAGUGUUCAAAUAACCUCUCUGUUGCAAUCUUGCCCCAUGAGUAUCACAAUCUCCAUGAAGUUAGAAUUUGACCAACUCACAGAGUGUGUGGACCAAUCCGAUUGCUCGUAGCUGAAUUUCUUAUUUGCAUAUCUUUAUGUCCAUGGAUUUUAUUGGAUAAGCUUUAAAUGUGAGAAUUUGAUUGACAGGUAGACCUGGGAGCUUGGUGACCUUGGGGCAAACUAAUAAUCAUUGGUGAAUUUGUGUUGUAAAUCUAGAGAUGAGACUAACAUAUACACACAAAUAUCCAUGAAUGUUGUUUGAGUGUUGAUUGUCCCACAUAGCAUGUUGUUUAUUUCCUUAAGAUACUUACUCUGGUUAUAGUGACAGUAUGAUUUGUACAAAGUGAGACUUGUAAGUCAAGCAUGAAUAAUCUAUGAAUAUUUGUUUAAACAUCAAUUGCAAAUAUAAAGGAACAUUGAUUCUAGCUGGAUAUAUAGGAUAUACUAUAUGUUGUUCACAGGAAGAUGGCCAGCUGAUUUCCUGUGUAUCUUAUGUCCACCAAUAUUUCCUCAUCUACAGAUUCUUGCCCUUGGUUGUAGUGUACAGUCUACGGUCUACAGUCGUCAGCAUUCACGCAGAUAAAACGCUUGGAAGAUCACACAUUUACAGACUGAAACAAUACCAUGUUUAUUUGUAGAAAAAAAAAACAUGUAAAAAAAAGUUCUUUUGUUUGAUACUUACACAGCAAUAAAAUAGCACAAUGCCUUUCUCAUGUAGUAGAUUCUAGAUUUAUUUGUAUAUUGAACUUGUGGCCAAAACUAUUGAACCUAGUCGAAAUAUUGUACAAUAGAAGUUCUUAAUAAAUGGCUUUUAUAAUAUUCUUUUAAGAACCAUGUACUUUCACUCGUGUUAGAUCAUUUAUUUAACUAUAUUUGUAUAAAGUAUUCUUAAAAUGGCGUUUACAUUUUAUAGAGAAUUUAGAUACAAAGUUAUAUAUUUUAAUUUUGCGUAUCCAGUUAGAUGUUUUGAUAUUUUUGUUUAUGCUUGAAUAAAUUUAAAAUAGACUGAUCUAGGUAAAUUAGAAGGUGAGAAAAUCAACCAUAUAAUUUUCAACAGCCUCCUAGUCUACAGCUGAAUAGCAGAGGGUAUUUUAAUGCUUAAAGGGAGUAUAUCAUGUAUGUUCAUUAAUUCAGCUAAUCCAUUUCAUCAAAGUGUCUUUUUCAGUGUAAAUAACACAUUUUUAACAAAAUAUCCUUUUGCUACUCUAGAUUCACGUUGACUAGCCAUCUUAAAUGAAUUAAAUUGUGAAUUGAAAUGUUUAUUAUCUCAGUAGCAGAAUGUAUUUAGAGUGAGUGGUUGUCCUUAUUGCUAGGUACCUAGACUUGCUGAGAGUUGUUUAUAUAUAUUCAGUGAGUGAGUGAGUGAGUGAAUGGGUUUAUAUAUCCAGGCCAGCAAUAUCACAGCUGUAAGAGAAUGCCAGACAAUAAUAUUCAGAGAUGAGCAAACUUGUCUGUGAAAGUCCACGACACUAUUUCCAGACCAAUUAAAUUGUAAAUUAACAAGUGUGGUUUCAAGGGUAUAAUGUUUGACAGCUCUUAGCAAGUCAGCCAUCAGGUUUUGUUAAAUGUUUGGCUUAAUUUGUGUGGUCUUGAUGAGUUGUGGAUGCUGUUUAGAUAUUUGAUUUUGUAAAUUUUGUAUGUUUGAGAGCGAGAGGGAAAUGUGGUUUUCAUAAACAUCUUUUGUAUGUGUUUGUAUACAUCCUUGUAUGGCUGCCACAUUGUGAAGUCUUCAGUCUGCACAGUAUUCUAAUAAACUGGAUGGCCUUCACAUUGAUGUACCGUGACCUUCAGGGUCAACCAUUUUCAAUAAAUACAACAGUAACUAUA